Messenger RNA from Prunus armeniaca (apricot), 300 nucleotides. The record is from the annotation of a GenBank genome assembly. Lineage: Eukaryota; Viridiplantae; Streptophyta; Magnoliopsida; Rosales; Rosaceae.
AUGGGACAACGAAUAGCGGGGGACGGAGGAGAAAUUAUUGCUGCGAAUGCCAGGAUCUACAACUCGGAUGGUGAAGUUUUCAUAAUGGAUUGUCUGCACGUAGUACUUCCCCGAAUACAAGCGCAAUACAGUGAGGUUGUUCACGCAAGAGACGUUGUUAUACCAUGGCUGGUUUGCUCCGUUUCUUUUUAUGUGGACCAUUGGUUAGCCGAAGAGGAUAUUGUGGAUGCCACCGGAGGAAGACGAGAUGCACUUUCCAUUGCCGUUGUUGUGCAUAACUGUAGUAGAUUCGUAGAUUAA